AUGCUUCAAGAUUUAAGAUUUCCAAUUCCGGAGUCUCACGACGCGAUCGACUUAGUGAAGCUUGUCAGUGAUAACAUUGAUCGUCACAUUUAUGAAUCCCGUACUGCGCUUGGAAUCAAGGAAAUUGCACUCGAAUGCCUCACCAAAGGUUGCAACUACUCAACACACUCUUAUUUCUCCGAAAAAGCUUACAAUCCCUCUGAUCAUCCCGAAAAUUUAUCACUGAGUUAUCUUUUCGCAGUCUUCAACGAUCUCUUCUUCUUGGGUAUACUUCCAUCGCGAACAACUGUUUCUCGCUCGACUAAAGCUACCGAUCCAAACUGUGCAAGUUCGUCCUGUUUGCAAAAUAUAGUCAUUCGUGGUAAGAUGAGCAGAGGGCAAGCUUGGCAGAUUAUAGCAUACAAUCUAGAGAUUUCGGAUACAAUCAGAGCUAUGAGAAAAGCUGUUGGAAUGGAAGUCAGUUUGAGAAAGAUGGAUGAACUUGAGUGGGAAUUGAGUCAUUGGAAGCUAACGGAACUUGAACAACUUGAGCAGUGGGUAUACCGCCACUCAAGCGGCACGUGGGCCCAGGCGUUGAAGUGUCAACUACGGUGUUUGAAAGCCGCUCAAGAUAGAAUAAUUUACGACACAGCAAACUCCACAAAGAUCGUUCGAAGAAAUGACAACGAUUUAAGUCUCACACCAGAACUGUCCAUCCCUUUCAGAGCGGCAUCGUCAUUACGCAAUUUCGCUGCUACAACUAGAAUCAUCCACGAUCCCAUCCGCAAGAUCGAUCGCACCAAAGCACCCUACAUAAUGCUUCCUUCAGAGGUACUUCCUCUACCAACAGCAGCCCUGGAGACGAUCUGUCUGAACAACAUCACUGCUUGUGGGAAGGCGUACAGAGGACAAGCCUGGCAGAAAAUCGCUAAUACCUUAGAGAAAUCUGAGAUUAUGAGAGAUAUGCAGACUUUGAUUGGAUCGCAAGUGCGUUUGAGAAGAUAUGAGGAGUUUGUUAGGGAACUGAGCUAUUGGGAUAUCCCGAGACUGUUAGUAUCUUCGGAUUUGAUACGGGAAUUGGGGUUGGUGGCAUGGACUGUGAAGGAUUUUGUGUAUGCUGCGGAGGAGGAACGGGGAAAGAGGAUUGCUCCUGAAGUUAGAAGAAGUUAG
Molecule: messenger RNA, 1149 nt
Organism: Botrytis fragariae
Lineage: Eukaryota; Fungi; Ascomycota; Leotiomycetes; Helotiales; Sclerotiniaceae
Exons: 4
Coding region: 1-1149 (382 amino acids)
Source: RefSeq, a predicted model, not a curated record